Molecule: messenger RNA, 1893 nt
Organism: Dichotomopilus funicola
Lineage: Eukaryota; Fungi; Ascomycota; Sordariomycetes; Sordariales; Chaetomiaceae
Product: Sas10 C-terminal domain-containing protein
Exons: 3
Coding region: 1-1893 (630 amino acids)
Biological process (GO): maturation of SSU-rRNA from tricistronic rRNA transcript (SSU-rRNA, 5.8S rRNA, LSU-rRNA)
Cellular component (GO): nucleolus; small-subunit processome
Source: RefSeq, a predicted model, not a curated record
AUGGCCAAGAAGAGAAAGGUUUCGCGGAAGGUCGAACCGACCAGCGCCCGCGAGGUCGACGCUAAGGAUGCGCGCCUCACCAUCAAGACGUACGAAGACGUCGCUGAUUCCGAAGACGAGUAUUGGGCCGAUCAGGAUCGCAUCGGUUUUGACGAUGACGACGACGACGACGAGCCGCGCUCGAAGCGCAUCAAACGGCAGGAUAAGGAGGAUGCAUUCCUAGAAAUUUCGGACGAAGAGAUUUUGGGGGACGAGGAAUCGGAUGAGGACGAUGAAGAAGUGGAAGAUGGCGCUCCUUCAAAACCGGUAACGGGAAAGAAAGCUAGCGCGAGGGAAGAAGAUGCGUCCGAUGGAGAGGAGAGGAGGGAGGAGGAAGAGGGAGACGAAGGCUGGUGGGGGUCUUCAAAACGGGAGUACUACGAUGCGGAUAAUAUUGAAACGGAGGCUGAUGCAUUGGAAGAAGAGGCAGAGGCUCGGCGCUUGCAGGCCAAGAAGUUGGCUAAGAUGGAUGAAGCGGAUUUUGCCUUUGACGAAAACGAAUGGUUGGCGUCAAACGAGCAACCGAGGGAAGAGGAAAAUGUCCUCACCGAAGUCUUGAAGGAGGUUGAGGUGACAGAGGACAUGGGCCCUGAGGAGCGGUAUAAGCUCCUGCAAGCCCGAUAUCCUGAGUUCGAUUACCUGGUGGGCGAGUUCAGGGAGGCGCAAACCCUCCUACCCGUCUUGCAGAAAGAGGCCGAGGGGAAACCCAACAAGUCACUAGAGGUAACCAAAUCAUGGCUCAUAGGUUGCUAUGUGGCUGCGCUAGCGAGCUAUUUUGCGAUCCUCACAUCCCCAUCGAGGGACACCGACGGGUCGGUUGCAACGUUGAAUCCGUCGGAACUGAGGGACCAUGAAGUCAUGGAGACAUUAAUGGAGUGUCGCGAGGCCUGGUUGAGGGCUAAGGACCUCAAAUUGACAAAGCCUUCCACGGCCGAAACCGGCAUGCUGUCACCGCCCGACGAGGACGACCUGGUAAUGUCUGAUGUCGACCCCAUACCGAAGCGGAAGUCAGACAAGCUUUCCAAAUCCGAGUUCAGGGCGAAGAAGACGAAGCUGGCGGAGGCGGCUAGAAAGGCGAAGGUGGUAGAGCAGUCUUUGGCGGACCUAUCGACCCUCCUCAAAAGCACGAAGAAGAGUGCGAAGGCGGCUGCCAUCCCUACCACUUCGGCCGAUGGGGUCAACGACGACGACAAAUCCGACUUUGGCGAGGAAGAUGCGCUUGACGCCCGCACAGCUGCCGACAAGGCGCGUCGCAAGAAGACGCUCAAGUUUUACACUUCGCAAAUUGUCCAAAAGGCAAACAAGCGUGCUGGUGCUGGCCGGGACGCUGGUGGCGACAUGGAUAUCCCAUACCGUGAACGAUUUAGGGAUCGCCAGGCCCGCCUCAACGCCGAGGCCGAACGCCGCGGCAAGAAGGACAGCAAAUUUGGUGCGAACUUGGGCGAGGACGAGAGCGACGGCGACGAUGCCGCUGUGGCUAGGCAAGUCCGUGGUGAAGAGGACGAGUACUACGACAUGGUCGCACAUGGAGCGCAAAGAAAGCGGGCGGACAAGACGGCGAGGAACGAGGCCCUCGCCCAAGCGCGCAAGGAUGGGAGGGUGGUGGAGCAGACACAGGUCGGGGCGGACGGGAAGCGUCAAAUCACGUACCAGAUUCAAAAGAACAAGGGCUUGACGCCGCACCGCAAGAAGGAGGUGCGCAACCCGCGCGUCAAGAAGAGGAUGAAGUUUGAAGAGAAACAGAAGAAGCUCCGCAGUGUCAAGGCCGUGUACAAGGGCGGAGAAGGCCCCGGGGGCUACCAAGGAGAGCUGUCGGGUAUCAAAACGGGGCUGGUCAAGAGUGUCAAGCUAUGA